This is a messenger RNA of Spirometra erinaceieuropaei, 1281 nucleotides long. The record is from the annotation of a GenBank genome assembly. NCBI's taxonomy places the organism in Eukaryota, Metazoa, Platyhelminthes, Cestoda, Diphyllobothriidea, Diphyllobothriidae.
AUGCGUCGAGCUGUAUUUCAAACUCUGCAUGGACUCUCCCACCCUGGGAUCCGAGCCUCUCAAAAGCUCCUCGCGGAAAGGUUUGUCUGGCCUGGCAUGAACAAGGACGUCAAAGCUUGGGCCCGGUCGUGUCUGAGCUGCCAGCGCAACAAGGUGCAGCGUCACAACAAGUCCCCAUCAGGCACAUUCCCCAGUCCCGACGCACGGUUCAGCCAUGUGCACCUGGAUGUCGUAGGCCCCUUGCCUCCAUCCAAUGGUUUCACCUACCUACUUACCUGUGUCGAUCGAUAUACUCGCUGGGCUGAAGCUAUUUCUUUGCCGAAUGUUCAGGCUGAAACCAUCGUGAAGGCCUUCGUCAGUCGUUGGGUCGCCAUGUUCGGUGCCCCAUCCACGGUUACGACUGAUCGUGGUGCCCAGUUUGAGUCGGCACUCUUCCAAACGCUACUCAAUUUCCUUGGCUGCACACGCAUUCGGACGACAGCCUACCACCCCGCUGCCAACGGUAUGGUGGAACGUUUCCAUCGCCAGCUAAAGACCGCCCUGCGUGCCGUAGAAGACCCAGGAAACUGGUCGGACAACCUUCCUCUUGCACUCCUCGGCAUCCGCGCAGCUCUGAAGUCGGAUCUGGGCUGUAGCGCAGCUGAAUUGGUUUUCGGCACUACCCUCCGACUGCCAGGCGAGAUGAUCACCCCAACCUCUCGUGGAGCCGACGAGACUCCUGACAAUCUUGUGCACCGUUUGCGGCAAUUUAUGCGCUCGCUUUCCCCGGUUCCACCUCGAACUCCUAUGACUGAGUCUUAUGUCGAAAAAGACUUGGACAAGUGUACUCAUGUGUUCGUCCGGUGUGACCGUGUGCGCCGGCCGCUGGAAUCCCCUUACGAAGGACCGUUCCGUGUGCUCGCGCGCAACGCCAAAACCUUCCGGAUUCUUCGCAGUGACAAGGAGGACGUGGUCAGUGUCGAUCGGGUCAAGGCUGCUGUUGCGGAGGAGCCGCCGGACCUGUCACAAGGACAAACAUGUGCUGACCCCCUAACCCCUGUUCCUCCAUCUUCCCUAUCCCCUACUCGUUCACCCUGCCCACUGCCUUGCCCUUCCCCUCCCUUGCCCUUUACCCGUCCGUCCCGCAUACUUCCUCUCCCUACAUGUCAACAGCAUCCAACUGCAACACCAUCGUGCACCGCAGCACGCAGUCAACCCUCUUCGACUGUACCUCCUGCAUACAUAACUCGCAGUGGCCGUCACGUUCAUUUUCCCGAUCGUUUAGUUACCCAUUUUUUCUAG